AAACAAAAAUUUUGAAUUAAAAAAAAAAUUAAUUGAAAUUGAAAAAUAAUAUUCCCUAAAUAAAAAUAAAAUAAAAAUUGUGACACAUCAUUUUCAAAACAUAACCUCAAAAAUGCUGCCCAAAUCGAAAUUCAACAUUUACUGGUUGCUGGCAUUGUCGCUCACCAGCUGUGCAGUUGUAGUCCAAGCAGAUUCUCACAUCCCCCAUUUGUGUGACAAUGUCAACUGUCCCCCCUUGUCGGAGUUGCACUGCCCCGAGGACAGCGAUAUCCGGGAAUUGAUCUCCGAACCCCUGAUCAUGGAAGAAGAAUUCAACAAUGCCUCCCAAAUCGAUCCACUGGAUGAGGCCUUUGCCUUUUGCUGUUUGUCCCAGAAAUGUGUCUGCAAGACCUGUUACAUACCCGACUGUGCCAAUGAUGGUGAGGUGGUGGUGGAAAUUUCCCCCGAGUCCAUGGACAAGCCAGGCCAUUGCUGUGGUGAAUAUGAAUGUCACAAGGAACCCAAUUGUACGGCCGAAGAAAAUACCGACAGCUAUUGGUUGAGCGAUUGCCAACGUUGCAAAUGUCAGGCGGGUCAAAAGAUCUGCCAUCAAAUCUGUGAUGAGGGCAUUAAGAAGACCGGUGCCAUUUGUGAGUCGAAGAACUUGAAUAAAUUCUUUGAACAUGGCGAUACCUGGAAGGAUGGUUGCUAUGACUGUCGCUGUGUCAAUGGGGAGCCAAAUUGUGUGAUUAAUUUCUGUAGUGCCGUCGAUUGCCCAGCCCAUCGUCAGGUGACAUUGAAGAAUAGCUGCUGUCCCGUUUGCUGGCCCAAGGGUUUCCCCAUGCCCAAUGGGGAUGAUGAGUACGAUGAUAAUGGAGAUUCGGGUCAUCAUUAUGAUGAUGUGCAUGACUACAAUGAGGUGGAGGAUAAUGUGGAGCCAAAUUUGGAAUUGAAACCCAUUUUAGAGGUGGAAAAUGCCACAAACUCAACAUCAUCAUCAUCGAGCUCCACAACAACCAGUACCACAUCCACCACAGCUGCACCCAGCACCAGUAUCACCGAAAAAUCCUCUACCACUACAACAAGUACCUCCACCACCUCGACAACCUCGACCACCACCCCAAAACCUGAAGAAAAAACCACACAAAGUCCUGUGGAAUUUUUACACAAACCCACCGAAGCCUCGACCACCUCCCCAGCCCUACCUUGCCCCACUGAAGGCUCAGCCUCCACCUCAACCACCACAAGUACCACACCUGGUCCUUGCAGCCGCCAAGAUGCCGCCUCUUACCAAGUCUAUCCUCAAGUUGUAGAACUUAUGCGCUAUAGCCAACACAAUGGUAUCCUCUAUACCAUCAUAGGAUGCCUCUCGGUCCUGGUUGUGGGCCUCACCGCCUGGAAUAUCCAUCUCAAGGCGAAACAAAGAUCCUAUCGUCCAGUUUCCAAUUUUGAUGAUAACUGUAAUACAAUGUCUAAUAUUAAGAAAACAAAUGAUUAUGUUUAAGAGAGAUAGGGGGUUGUUUAACGAUAGAGAGAGAAGAAAAAGAGAGGGAUAUAAGCAGCUAAUAUUGAGAGAAAGAGAAAUGCAGGGGAAUCUAUUGGGAGGCGAUACAAGGGGAUUUUAAGAACAAACGAAAUAAUUCAUAAAUAUUUUCCAAAGAAAAUAGAGGCAAUACCUCUGAAGGGCUUUUUACGAAUAAGACCCUCCGAAGGACUUCUCGACAUAAAAAAUAAGUUUUGUGCCGGAUGGACUUUGAAACAAUUUCUUUAAAAAACUCAUUUGGAGCGUGGAUGGUUCUCGAAAAUCGUCAUAAAAGUCGAAAAGCUUCUUGAGGUAGUUUUUCUGGUCUGGUCAUGGAAAAAAUCUUAAAAAGCAGGGUCCUUAAAAAAUUCUUUAAAAAUCCUCGUUUAUAGCUUGGUAGGUCCUUGAGAAAAAUUGUUUAAGAAAUUCUCUUUAAUGGCUUGGUAGGUCCAUGAAUAAAAUUCUUAAAAAAAUCCACGUUUACGGAUUUGUAGGUCCUUGAGAAAAAUAAUUUUAAAAAUCCACGUUUACGGAUUUGUAGGUCCUUGAAAAAAAUUAUUUAAAAAAUCCACGUUUACGGAUUUGUAGGUCCUUGAGAAAAAUUAUUUAAAAGAUCCACGUUUACGGAUCCGUAGGUCCUUGAGAAAAUUUAUUUAAAAAAAUCCACGUUUACGGAUUGGUAGGUCCUUGAGAAAAAUAAUUUUAAAAAAUCCACGUUUACGGAUUGGUAGGUCCUUGAGAAAAAUAAUUUUAAAAAAUCCACGUUUACGGAUUUGUAGGUCCAUGAAUAAAAUUCUUUAAAAAAUCCACGUUUACGGAUUUGUAGGUCCAUGAAUAAAAUUCUUUAAAAAAUCCACGUUUACGGAUUUGUAGGUCCAUGAAUAAAAUUCUUUAAAAAAUCCACGUUUACGGAUUUUUAGGUCCUUGAGAAAAAUUAUUUUAAAAAUCCACGUUUACGGAUUGUUAGGUCCUUAAGAAAAAUUAUUUUAAAAAAUCCACGUUUAGCAGGCACUUGAGAAAAAUUCUUUUAAAAAAUCCACGUUUGGCAGGCACUUGAGAAAAAUUAUUUAAAAAAUCCACGUUUACGGGUCAGUAGGUCCUUGAGAAAAAUUAUUUAAACAAAUCCACGUUUGUAGCCUUAAUCGUCCUUAAACAUUCUUUAAAAAAUACGCGUUUACGGAUCCGUAGAUCCUUAAGAAAAAUUAUUAAAAAAUCCACGUUCGUAGCCUUAAUAGCCCCCAAACAUCCUUUAAAAAAAUUGUUUUUAAAAAUCCUGAUAGGUCCUUAAAAAAUCUUUAAAAAUCCUGGCUUAUAGUUAGGCAGGACCUCGAAAAAAUGUUUUUAAAAAAUCCACGAUUGUGGUCCUGAGAAAGAAAUCUUUAAAAAAAUCCAAGUUUAUAACUUUGAUGGUUGUUGAAAAAUAAACUCCUUCAAAAGUCCUCGUGUUUUAUACUUCUAAACCUCAACAGGACAUGCCGAUUUAAAAAAAAAAUAUUCCAAGCCACGUGGAUUUCUAAAAAAAUAUUUCCAAGCCUCUUCAAGAUACGUGAAUUUUUUUAAAAAAUAUUUCCAAGCCUCCACAGUUCACGUCGAUUUUUCAAAAAUCGUUCCAAGCCUCGGAAGGACUCAUGGAUUUUUUAUUAAGGAUGUUUUAAGCCCAUAAAGUAUUUUUAAAAGUCAAAAGUUCCAAGUCUUUGCUGUACACGAGGAUAUUUUCGAAAAUAUUUUCAAGCCUGUACAGGUCACGUGGAUGUACAGGUCACGUGGAUUUUUUACGAGAUCAAUUUAAAAGAAUAUUCUCAAGCCUCUAAAGGACCUUUGGAUUAAACAAAAAUAUUUCCCAGCCUUUUCAUGUCACGUGAAUUUUUUAAAUAAUAUUUCCAAACCUCUAUAGGACACUUGGAUUUUUUGAAAAUAAUAUUUACAAGUCUCUACAGGACAUCAGGACCUUAAUUUUUAAUAUUUUCAAGCCUAUGAAGAACAAGUGGAUUUUUAAAAUAUAAUAUUUCCAAGACUCUACAGGACACCUGAACUUUUUAAAAAAUAUUUUCAAGUCCCUACGGGAUGCGUGGAUUAAAAAAAUAUAUUUCCAAGCCUAUACAGGAUAGGCGGAUUUUUAAAAAAAAUAUUUUAAAGCCUCGACAGACCACGUGGAUUUUAUAAAAAAUAUUUUAAAGCCUCUACAGGACACGUGGAUUUUUUUUUUAAAAUAUUAUCAAGCCUCUACAGGACACGUGGAUUUUUUAAAAAAUAUUUUCAAUCCUCUACAGGACACGUGGAUUUUUUAAAAAAUAUUUUCAAGCCUCUACAGGCACUUGGAUUUUUAAAAAAAUAUUUUCAAGCCUCUACAGGACACGUAGAUUUUUUAAAAAAUAUUUUCAAGCCUCUACAGGACACGUGGAUUUUUUAAAAAAUAUUUUCAAGCCUCUACAGGACACGUAGAUUUUUUUAAAAAUAUUUUCAAGCCUCUACAGGACACGUAGAUUUUUUUAAAAAUAUUUUCAAGCCUCUACAGGACACGUGGAUUUUUUAAAAAAAUAUUUUCAAGCCUCUACAGGACACGUAGAUUUAAGACUCUACAGGACACGUGGAUUUUUUAAAAAAUAUUUUCAAGCCUCUACAGGACACGUAGAUUUAAGCCUCUACAGGACACGUGGAUUUUUUAAAAAAUAUUUUCAAGCCUCUACAGGACACGUAGAUUUAAGCCUCUACAGGACACGUGGAUUUUUUAAAAAAUAUUUUCAAGCCUCUACAGGACACGUAGAUUUAAGCCUCUACAGGACACGUGGAUUUUUUAAAAAAUAUUUUCAAGCCUCUAGAGGAGGAAUUAUAUGAGCCUCUUCAGCCUCUCCAAUAUCCUGCUUCUCCCCAUGAAAGAUUUACCCCACAUUUCUCCGAAAUAAUAUUAAGUUGUAUAGUCUUAAAAAGCUACUGUUAUAAUUUUCAAAUGUUUGUGUUUUUUCUUUCUGUUAUCAGUGAAUAAGUUGUUCUUGUUUUUGCCCACACCUUUUCUGUUUUGUCCGUUCUUUUUUCUUUCCUAUAGCGCUGAGGAUCUCAAAAAUAAUACAGAUUUAUUAAAUUGAAAAAAAUUGAUUGAAAAAUUAUAUUCCCCAACAAAAAAUGAAGAAUAUUCUACAUUUUAUUUUGUUAAAUAAAAUUUGUAGGUCCCCCUUUUUUUAGUUUUAUGUCAUUUACAAAAAAACAAUUAAAAGUAUUCAUGUAUUAAUUAAUAAAAAAAUAUGAUAUAUUUAAUUAAAGUUAUUCUAUAUUGGCCUUAGUUUUUAAAUAAAAUAUAACCAGAGAUAAGAAAACAUCAAGAGAAACCCACAAUAGUUUUAGAGGGGAAGGGGAACUUGAAAUCGUAGGUUGGGUAAUGGGACUGGGAUGUCAUUUAGCCAAGUCAUAAACCGGCGAAAUUUUAUGGAAAUGGUAAAUAUUUUUGAUAAUUGAGUUACUUUAAAGCUUCUUUUCAGCGUUUUAACGAUCCUUUCGAGCCAAGAAGCGAGAAAUAUUUCUUGAUUAAGAAAUCAGGAUCUGUCCUAAUGGAAGUGUUUUAGAUUUUCCCUUUUCCCUAAUUGGGGUCGUUGUUGUAUACCGUUUGAAUAUAUAAACGAAAAAAAACUCCAAGCCAUUAGGACAUGUGAAUUAAAAAAAGCCUCUACAGGAUACAUGUCACGUGGAUUUAAAAAAAAAAUAUUUCAAAGCCUUUGUAGGAAACGUGGAUUUAAAAAAAAUAUAUUUCAAAGCCACUACAGGACACAUGGAUUUAAAAAAAAUAAAAAAAGGCUUCACAGGACACGUAGACUUUUUAAAAAAUAUUUCAAAGUCACUACAGGAUACGUGGAUUUUUAAAAAAUAUUUCCAAGCCUUUACAAGGCACUUGGAUUUUUAAAAAAUAAUUCCAAGCCUCUACAGGACACGUGGAUUUUUUAAAAAAUAUAUUUUAAGGCUCUAUAUUAGACGGAUUUUUUUAAAAAUAUUUCCAAGCUUUUACAGGACACGUGGAUUUUUUAAAAAAUAUUUCCAAGGCACACGACCCUUUGUGUAUUUUUUAAAAAAUAUUUCCAAGCCUUUACAGGACACGUGGAUUUUUUAAAAAAUAUCUCCAAGGCACACGACUCCUUUGUGUAUUUUUUAAAAAAUAUUUCCAAGCUAGAACAUAACACGUGGAUUUUUAAAAAAUAUUUCCAAGCCUGAACAAACACGUGGAUUUUUUAAAAAAUAUUUCCAAGCCUGAACAUAACACGCGGAUUUUUUAAAAAAUAUUUCCAAGCCUGAACAUAACACGUGGAUUUAUUAAAAAAUAUUUCCAAGCCUGAACAUAACACGUGGAUUUUUUAAAAAAUAUUUCCAAGCCUGAACAUAACACGUGGAUUUUUUAAAAAAUAUUUCCAAGCCUGAACAUAACUCGUGGAUUUUUUAAAAAAUAUUUCCAAGCCUGAACAUAACACGUGGAUUUUUUGAAAAAUAUUUCCAAGCCUGAACAUAACACGUGGAUUUUUUGAAAAAUAUUUUUAAGCUUGAACAGAACACGUGAAUUUUUUUAAAAAAUAUUCCCAAGCCUGAACAUAACACGUGGAUUUUUUAAAAAAUAUUUCCAAGCCUGAACAAACACGUGGAUUUUUUAAAAAAUAUUUCCAAGCCUGAACAUAACACGCGGAUUUUUUAAAAAAUAUUUCCAAGCCUGAACAUAACACGUGGAUUUAUUAAAAAAUAUUUCCAAGCCUGAACAUAACACGUGGAUUUUUUAAAAAAUAUUUCCAAGCCUGAACAUAACACGUGGAUUUUUUAAAAAAUAUUUCCAAGCCUGAACAUAACUCGUGGAUUUUUUAAAAAAUAUUUCCAAGCCUGAACAUAACACGUGGAUUUUUUGAAAAAUAUUUUUAAGCUUGAACAGAACACGUGGGUUUUAAAAAAAAUAUUUCCAAGCCUGAACAUAAUACUUGUUUUUUUGUAAAUAUUUCUAAGCCUGAGCAGAACACGUGGAUUCUUUGAAAAAAUAUUUACAAGGUACUACAGGACAUAUGGAUUUUAUAAAAAAGUAUUUCCAAGCCUGAACAGAACACGUGGAUUUUUUAAAAAAUACUUCCAAGCCUUCAGAGGACACUUGAAUUUUUUAAAAAAUUUUUCAAAACCUUUUUCAAGGCACUACCAAUUAUGUAGAUUUUUAAAAAAUUACAGGACACGUGGAUUUUUUAAAAAAUAUUUUCAUGGCACUACAGGAGACGGAUUUUUAUAAAAAAAAUUUCUAGCACAGGAGGAGAUUUUUUUAAAAAAUAUUUUCCAAGCAGAUUUUUUUAAAAAAAUAAUUCCAUGCACAGGCGGAUUUUUUUAAAUAUUUCCAAGCCGGAUUUAUUUAAAAAAUAUUUCCAAGCCGGAUUUUUUUUUCAAAAUAUUUUCAAGGUGGAUUUUAAAAAAAAUAUUUCCAGGCACAGGAGGAGAUUUUUUUUAAGAAAUAUUUCCAGAGCAGAUUAUUUUAAAAACUAUUUCCUAGGCUCUACAGGAGACGAGGAUUUUUAAAAAAAAUAUUUCCAAGGCUCUACAUUAGGCGGAUUUUUUUAAAAAAAUAUUUCCAAGGCUCUACAUUAGACGGAUUUUUUUAAAAACGUAUUUCCAAGUGUCUACAGGACACAUGUCCUUUUCUAAAUAUAGUCUAUUUUACAUUCAGGCGAUCCUUAGGUUUAUGCUUUUUCUAGACCUGAACCUGUAAUUUUUUUAUUGCGGAUCUUGGCUAAUUGAUUUUUCAGGACUAGAAAUCGUUGCUAAAAAGCCUUUCCAAGUCCUUGAUAUCUACAAUAAAUUUUAUGAAAAUCGAUUAGGAGACUCGAAAAUAACCAAAAAAAAGAUCCCAAACUCCCCGGACAAUUUCGAAAUACAUCCUCCCAUAGCUCCCAAUAUCCUCCCUUUUGUUGAAAAAUAUUUCAUUCCUAAUUUUAUUAAAACAAUAUCAUUGAUUUCAAGUUCCUUUUCCCAAACGAUUUCAAACCAAGAAAAUGAAAAUACAAUACACUUAAAUAAUUAUUAUUAAAACCCAAAAUAAUUCAAGAAGAAAAGUAAAGAGUAAACAUUAAAAGAAAAACCUAAAAUGUCUGGUAAUAUAAGCUUUCUUAUAUAUUGAUACAAUAAUUUAACUAUUAUUUAUGUGAUAUCUAUUGUUAAGAGAAACAAAUGAAAAAAAUAUAUACAAUGCUAAAAUAAAAAAAUAAAAAACAAAAUAAAAAAUAAUAAAAAAUAUAUAAUUAAAAAUAAAAUAUGGUUAAAAUUGUAUUUCCAAAUUAUCGGCAAAAAAGCCGAAAUGCUGGAAGGAAAACUAAAAAUUACAAUUAAAAAAAAUUUCCCUUUAAUUGCAUAUAUUUUUU
Messenger RNA from Musca domestica (house fly), 7860 nucleotides. RefSeq names its product kielin/chordin-like protein. The coding region runs from base 113 to 1483 and encodes 456 amino acids. The record is from RefSeq and is a predicted model, not a curated record. Lineage: Eukaryota; Metazoa; Arthropoda; Insecta; Diptera; Muscidae. The transcript is spliced from 2 exons. Gene Ontology annotation, molecular function: protein binding.